AUGUGGCUGAUAUGCAAACAUGAUAGGAGAUACUGUGUGAUUAUUGGGACAGUUUUUUUUUUGUCGACAAUCUAUAUUUAUUAUAAGACAUCUUCUUUUAAAUACUUUACUAAAGAAGCUAUUUUUCAUGAUAUUACAGAAAAAAAGUCAACUAUUGCAAAUUGUAACUUAAAAUUUAAUGGAUCUCUAGAUGACUCAGGGAUAGAUUUUGCUGGUAAAGUAGAUUAUUUAUACAAAGACAUUGCAUUUUGUUUGAGUAGUGAACAAUUACGUCUCUAUAAAGUUACUCAAGAUCUUAGACCUAGAUUAAAUACAAAUUAUUCAGGAUAUACAGGUCCAUGGCUGGAAGAUGGGAUAUUUUGCAAUUGGAUUAAGCAGUACAUAUAUAACUAUGAAAAUAGAUGUAACGAAUCAAGCGAAAUACCACCAAUUUAUAUUCCUAUAUUUUGGACAUCUUUAAAUCGUAACAAAGUAAGUAUUAAACAGAGAAGAGAUUGGCUAAAUAAUGCUCAAUAUGUACUAAAUUCAUUGGAUCCAAAUUUAGUUUACUUUACAAUUCUACAAGAUGCAGAAGGUUUUAAAAGAUCUAAAUUGAAACUCAUUAAUAAGUCAAAUAUUAUCGUUUUUAAUUCUGGUGGUGCAGAAACUGGCCUGGUACAAAUUCCCAUACCACUUAUAAAAGGAGAGAUAAGUAUUGAUGAAAAAUACAGGUAUAAAGAUAUUUUUGCAUCAUCCACAAUAAUAAAAAAGCAUUUUCCCGUUAGAAAGAAAUUAUUUGAAGUGAUCAAGUUUGUCAAUGCGACAAAUUUAUCAAGUGAUCUUAAUAUUACUAGUUCAGCAAUAUUAGAUGGUAAAUUUGUGCAUUAUGAAGGGCCAAGAUUUAGGGAAAUAAUUCAACGCUCACUAUUUCACUUGUGUCCUCGUGGUUUUGGUAGAACAUCAUUUAGACUAUAUGAAACAAUACAACUAGGUACAAUACCAAUAUAUAUUUGGGAUGAUAUUGAGUGGAUACCAUAUGGUAGUAUAUUUCAUGAAAUUGGUAUAUCACUUCAUGUAUCACAAAUAGAAGAAAUACCCAAUAUUGUGAGUAAUAUGUCACAAAGUGAUAUUAAUAAAAAACUUGAAAAUAUAAUCAAACUCAGGCCUUGGUUUACAUAUACUGGAAUUACAUACUAUAUAUUGAAUAUACUAAAGAAACUACCAUUAAAGUAUUUACAAAAGCUGAGAUUUUAA
Messenger RNA from Cryptosporidium muris RN66, 1233 nucleotides. RefSeq names its product exostosin family protein. Lineage: Eukaryota; Apicomplexa; Conoidasida; Eucoccidiorida; Cryptosporidiidae. Bases 1 to 1233 code for a protein of 410 amino acids. The transcript is spliced from 2 exons. The record is from RefSeq and is a predicted model, not a curated record.